Molecule: messenger RNA, 1590 nt
Organism: Miscanthus lutarioriparius
Lineage: Eukaryota; Viridiplantae; Streptophyta; Magnoliopsida; Poales; Poaceae
Source: the annotation of a GenBank genome assembly
AUGACGCCACGCCAGCUACGACAGACGGACUUGAGCCUCCCGAGCGUGCGAGUUGGAAGCCGGCACAGAGCCAUCGACAGCGCCUGCAGGUUACGCCGCAUCGGACCUGGGCGUGACAAAUUUGUCCAAUCCUUGAUUCAAAGAAAUCCCCACCUCAACCAGGUUACGCCGCAUCGGACCUGGGUGCGACAAAUUCGUUCAAUCCUUGAUUCGUGCGCCUGCCUGCUCUGCUCCAUUAUCUACCAGUGUUCAGCUACAUUUAUGCAGGUCAGGGAUGGCCUGCGGACCCGCUUUCAUCCAAAAUCUUAUCCAUCCAUCCAGCCCUUCACCCGACCCUCACCAGGAUGGCCUGCGGACCCGCUUUCUCUGAACGCGGGGAUGCGUCUCUUUGCACGACUCGAGGAUGCGCCGCCUCCACUCGGCGCGCGGCGACCGCCGUCCACUCCUUCCGUGGCUCUGCUUUUUUCGCCGAUUCGCCGUAGCCCGCAGCAAGUAAGGCUUCAUAAGUAUUGUUGCUUUAUUGCUGCAAUAUUAUUGUGCACAAUGCCAUCGACCUUACUUGAUGGUCUCCCUAACGAAGUUGCUCUCCAGUGCCUUGCACGGGUGCCAUUCUUGUUCCAUCCGAUGCUUCAGUUGGUUUGUCGCUCUUGGCGAGCAUCAGUUUGCAGUGGCGAACUUUUCAAAAUUCGGAAUCAGAUUGAUGCGACAGAAGAGCUCUUGUGUGUGUUGGCGUUUGAACCAGAAAACAUGUGGCAACUUUAUGAUCCCCUACGAGACAAGUGGAUAACUCUCCCUGUCAUGCCAUCUCAGAUUAGGAACAUAGCCCGCUUUGGAGUGGCCUCAGUUGCUGGCAAGCUCUAUGUAAUUGGCGGUGGCAGUGAUCGAGUUGAUCCGCUUACUGGAGAUCACGACAGGAUCUUUGCAAGCAAUGAGGUUUGGUCUUAUGAUCCGCUCCACCGAGUGUGGUCCCAGAGGGCUCCUAUGCUUGUGGCUAGAGCGAUGUUUGCUUGUUGUGCAUUGGAUGGGAAAAUAAUCGUCGCAGGAGGCUUCACUAACUGCCGCAAAUCGAUAUCAAAGGCUGAGGUCUAUGACCCUGAAGCUGGCCUAUGGGAGCCUCUCCCUGACCUUCGUCUGGCUCACAGCUCUGCAUGUACUGGACUUGUCAUCAAGGGUAAGAUGCAUGUAUUGCAUAAAGGUCUAUCGACAGUGCAGAUUCUGGAAGAUGGUGGCAGUCAUUGGGCUGUUGAGGAUUUUUCUUGGCUGCAAGGCCCGAUGGCGAUGGUUGGUGGAGAGCUGUAUGUGCUGAGUAACAGCUGUAUUAUGAAGCAACGUGGUGAGAAUUUCCCUGAUAAGAUGGUGUCGUGCGCAUCUGAGUUUCAGAGCAGGAUCGGUUUCGGGAUGAUUGGUAUGGGUGACAACAUAUAUUUGGUUGGGGGAGUGAUUGGACCUGGGCCGAGAAACCAAUGCAUCAAGCCGCUAUCAGAUGUUGAUAUCUUGAACGUCACAAGUGAGAGACCAACCUGGAGACCAGGGUCACCGAUGACACAUUGUCGAGGGAGCAUCUGCGGCUGCGCUUUGUUGAGGAUUUAG